Rotaria sp. Silwood2 is the source of this 789-nucleotide messenger RNA. The record is from the annotation of a GenBank genome assembly. Lineage: Eukaryota; Metazoa; Rotifera; Eurotatoria; Philodinida; Philodinidae.
AUGAUGAAUAUAAGCACCGUCCUUGAUGAUAGUAUGAACACAUAUUUUGUAUGUAAAAAUGGUCAAAAUGUGUCAUGGACAUCUGUAUGUGAUGGCCGUAAUCAAUGUACAGAUGGCUCAGAUGAACGUAAUUGCAAUAAUGUUAGUUGUCGAGUAGCAUGCACUACCUAUGGCCGUGUCACUUGUUUAACCUAUCAAAAUACACGUGCUUGCGAACAGUAUAUUCGAGAACGUAGUAAUACUACUUAUUUUGAUAUUAAUUCCGCCGGUGAUUCAUCUAUAGCAACAAAUAGUUUUGAUGCACUUCGAUAUUCAGCUUUUCUAGCCGGCGGUAUUCUAUUAGUUGUUUCUCUUCUUUCAUUAAUUAUUUAUAUUAUUCGUAAAAAUCCUUCUCAAUUAUUAUUCUUAUGUACUAAUAAAUCAUUAAGUCGAAAUUCAAAUCGAAAAUUUACAAAUCGUUUAACAUUAGAAUCAUCGAUUUCACAACAACAUCAUCAACGACAAUCACCUCCUUCAUUAAAUUUAUCUCGUCAACGUUAUACACCAGCACCUGAUAUUAAUGAUUUGCCACCAUCUUAUUAUUCGGAUCGAAAUCCAACAUCAAUAGGUGAUUGUUAUGAACCACCACCUUAUCCUGGUCCACCAUUAUUUUCAUCAGUUCAACGUUCGGAUUCAAUCUAUUACGAGACAAUAAAAACUCCGUCAACAUCAAAUUCAAUGUCUAUGCUACAUCCAAUGCCAUUGCCUGAACCACGUGCUUUUGCAAAUGUUCGAACACAUCGUGUGUGA